This is a messenger RNA of Parasteatoda tepidariorum (common house spider), 3592 nucleotides long. The record is from RefSeq and is a predicted model, not a curated record. NCBI's taxonomy places the organism in Eukaryota, Metazoa, Arthropoda, Arachnida, Araneae, Theridiidae.
AACCUAUCUGAAUUAUGGAAUGAAAAAUAUAAGUUUAGUUUUAUACUCAGGUUUUUUACUGCUCUAGUUGCAAACGGUUUCAAAAUCGCAAAGUCGUUUUUUGCGAUCUUUACGAUUCAUUAAAUUUACACAUUGCUACCAGUUAUUUUGUCAUAAUUUUAGAGAGAAAAUUUUAGCAUUGAUUCUAGAUGUAAAAAAAGCACACUUUUAAAAAAAAACGUGCUUUACUUAUCCCAUGCACAUAACAUAAAAAGCUUUAUUUUUAUUUCCUAUUAAUUGCGUAACAUUUUCUGUCUGUGAGAUCAAGCAUUUGAUAAACCCUCCAUUUCCAAAACAUAAUACUGUAGCCUAAAUCACUGCCAGAACUUAUGAUUACUUUAUGGUCUUGCCUCUACUUAUUAAACCUUAUCUUGCUUAUAAAUCGUGCAAUAAAAAUAUUCUUUAGUACAUUUACUAAAGCAAUUAUUGAAUUUUCGGGCGUGAUCUCGGAGCUUAAGACUUGACACAAUACUAAACAUUAGCUCUUUUAAUAACAUUUCUUUUUCUGAGCUUAUGAAACUAUCCAUGCUAUUGGCGACUCUAGUUAAAAUGGGAUUACAUAGGUUUUAUUUUAGUUUAAAUUUAAUUUAUUUGCUAUUGAUUUUUGUCUCCACCUUUAAGAACUAUGAUGCUCGAGUACCAGAUCUCUAUGAGAUGUAUGGUUUGAGUGAAUAUGAUUAUCCCGUUCUUUAUUAUUUUUUGUUGCCAGAAGAUGGGUUGCCGGAAGGUUACAGAAAAGUACCGUGUGAGUGCGAAGAUGAUGAAUCUGAAGAAAGAAGAAAACGUGUGGACUAUUUAAUAGAUCUGUAUAAUGAAUAUAUUGAAGAUGGAAAAUUGAAUGGAAGUUUAAUUCAUAGUGUUAAAAGCUCAGAAAUGGAUAGCACUAUACAUAACGUACCAGUAGUAAUCGAAUCAAGAAAAAACCCUAGCAACCGUUUGAAACGACCAGUUGAAAUUUUACCAAUAAAAACUCCAGGUAUGAAGAAAAUGAUUUUUAAUCGGCCAAUCGAAAUUGAGUCUUUAAAUUCUUCUGAAAGAUACAAACGACCCGUCAUAAUUCAUGAAUGUCCUCUUUCUUUCGACAUAAUUGAAGGUCUUCUGAAUGGUACUUAUAGAAUGGUACCAAUAAAAUCAUCUGGAACGAAGAAAUAUUUAUUUAAACGACCAGUCGAAAUUGAAAACAUACCAACCAAAGAUAAAUACGGGAAAACAGGGAAACGCCCGGUUGUAAUUCAUGAAAGUCCAUUCACUUUUGAAAUCAUCAAAAGUAUAUUGAAUGGUACUUAUAGAAUGCUAAACAACAAAACUUCUGGAGACAUGACUAAAUUUUUCGAACGCCCUAUUGAAAUCAUAAAAUCAGGAAAAAUGAAUAAACGGCCCUUUACAAUCCCUAAAAGUCCAUUAACAUUUGAGAUUCUCGAAAGUAUUUUGAAUGGUACUUAUAAGAUGGUAUCAAAUAUGACAAAUCAAAUGAUGAACUUUUUAUUUAAACGUCCUGUUGAAAUUGAACCAGGAAAAUAUGGGAAAAGACCGGUAAUAAUUCAUGAAGAUCAGCUAACUUUCGAAAUUCUUGAAAAACUGUUGUCCAAAUGUCCAAACUGUCCAUUCAAUACAACUUACGAGAUGAUGAAAACUUUAUUUAACCGCUCAGUAGAAAUUGAAUCACUGCCAGGAAAGUAUGGUAAACGACCUGUUAUAAUCCAUAAAAGCCCAUUAACGUUCGAAGUUCUUCAAGGUCUCUUAAAUGGAACAUAUAAAAUGAUAUUUGAUACUAGUGAUAUUAGCAUGGAGAAACCAGGAAAGCGACCUAUUGUAAUGAAUGAAGGUCCAUUUACUUUUGAAAUAAUUAAAAUGAUUUUAAAUGGUACUUAUCAAAGAUUAACAAAUGCAACAGCAGGAGAUAUGACUUCUCUUUAUAAACGUCCAUUUGAGAUUAUGAAGUAUAAUUCGUCAGGAAAAAUGAAUAAAACCCCUGUAUACACUCAAGAAAGUCCGUUAACAUUCGAAAUACUUGAAGGUCUUUUAAAUAGUACUUACAGAAUGGUACCAAAUAUGACUUCUGAAAUGAUGGACUUCAUAUUCAAUCAUCCCAUUGAAAUUGAACCAGGAAAGUACGUAAGACCUGGCAUUGUUUACAAAGACCCUUUGACUUUUAAAGUUCUUGAAAGCUUUAACAUCUGUCCAGACUGUCUAUUCAAUACUACUUCUGGAGUUAUGGAAAUCCUAAAUAUUUGUCCGAACUGUCUUUUCAAUUCAACUUCCGAAAUGAUGAAUACGAUCUACAAUCGGGCGAUUGAAAUUGAAUCAUCAUCAGAAAAAUAUGGCAAGAGGCCUGUUGUAAUACAUAAAAGCCCGUUAACGUUUGAGGUAAUUCAAGGUCUCUUAAAUGGAACAUAUAGAAUGAUAUUUAGCACUAAAGAUAUUAGGUAUGAAAAACCAAGAAAACGGCCGGUUGACAUUCGUAAAAAUCCAUUCACUUUUGAAAUAAUUAAAAUGGUAUUAAAUGGUACCUAUCAAUUACCAUCAGAUACAGAAUCAGAAAUAAUUGAAUUGAUAUUAAAUGGGACUUAUCGAAUGCAAACCGACAUUACAUUAGAUAGGUUUGACCCAACAGGAAAACAGCCGGUUGUAAUUCCGGAAAAUCCAUUAACAUUUGAAAUAAUUAAACUGAUAUUAAAUGGUACUUAUCAAAUGAUAACAAACGCAACAUCAGAGGAUAUGACUUUACUUUUCAAACGUCCCAUUGAGAUUUCGAAGCUAAAUUCAUCAGGAGAAAUAACUAAACAACCCGUUAUAAUUCACGAAAGUCCAUUAACAUUUGAAAUACUUGAAGGCCUUUUGAAUGGUACUUAUAGAAUUGUGACAAACAAAACGGCAGAAGUUAUGAGUGUUCUGUUUAAACGGCCCAUAGAAAUCGAUCCAGGAAUGUAUGGAAAACGACCUAUUAUAAUUCGUAAAGAUCCUUCAACUUUUGAAAUUCUUCAAAGUCUAAACAUUUGUCCCAACUGUCUGUUCAAUACAACGUCUGAUUUUCUUCAAAGUGUGAACAUCUGCCCUAACUGUCUACCAAAUGCAUCUUCCGAUUUUCUUCAAAGUUUGAAAAUUUGUCCUAACUGUCAAUCGAAUACAACUUCCGGAAGAUUUGGUAAACGACCUGUUGUAAUCCAUAAAAGUCCAUUAACGCUUGAAGUGCUUCAAGGUCUCUUAAAUGGAACGUAUGUAAUGAUAUUUAAUACAAAUGAAAUCAAGAUCAAUACCAUGAAAGAGCAAUUGCUGGCGAAUAUUACCAAAGCAAUGAACCUUCAAAUAGAAGAAUUAAAUAAUCUAACAAGGACGGGAACAGAUAUUGAUCGAUUACUUGCAAUUAUAUCUAAAGCAAAAGGUAAAAAGAAGACAGAAGAAUGGCUAGCCUUCUUUUUAAAAGCAAUGCAACUACAAAAUGAAGAUACAAAAAUUCAAAUCAAUAAUGACGAAGAAAGAGAAAAACUAUUUGUCAAUAUAACUCAAGGCAAGUAUUUAUUCAUGCAUUCAAAUUUUUUUUAAAUACUCAAAU